Drosophila suzukii is the source of this 2090-nucleotide messenger RNA. It is a transcript of the gene CkIIalpha-i3, whose product is annotated as CKII-alpha subunit interactor-3. The record is from RefSeq and is a predicted model, not a curated record. NCBI's taxonomy places the organism in Eukaryota, Metazoa, Arthropoda, Insecta, Diptera, Drosophilidae.
UGGCAAUACCACUCACUCGAGAAUUCGGCAGCCCUGGACACAUAUUUAACUAAUUUUCCAUUUGUUUUAAAUCAUGGCAAAAACAAUGAAUUUACCAGACAACUUGCAGUCAAGGGUGUUUGCACUAGGUCCUGCUCCACCUGGGUUUCGUCCCCCGAAGGCCACCGCCUUCGCCACCGCGGAGUCAAAUCUCCGAAGAGCCACUACCUACCUCAAAGACACCAACAACAGGCUCGAAUAUUUGCGUGUUCGUCUGCAGAGGGAGACAAAUCAGGCCAGGCGCAUGUCUUACAAGGAGAAAACCAUGUCCUUCGCCAAGGAGCAGAUCCGGGCCAAGGCACUCAUUACCAAGUACCGGCUCAAGCUAGUCCACCUGCAGGAUGCCGAGAUUUUCAAGGUUACCAAGCACCUCAAGCAAAUGGAGGACCUCCUCGCCGAUGUGAACAACCGACUGGCCAACCUGAGAAGCAAAAUCGUAAAGGAAUCCGAUGCCAAAGUCCGCCAGGUCGACGUCACUAACUCCUUUCACCUGGUGCGGGAGCAGCACAAAACCAAGGUACUCUGCGAGCGGUGGCAGGAUCGUCUGGACCAGCUGAAGAAGGCCAGAAUCGUCAGGAGCGACCAACUACUUCAGAAGCCAACGAGUUUUCAGAAACCACAAGCACUGACCAGAUUACCGGAAAAACCAAAAACAGAACACCAAAAGUUGCAGGAAGCCCUGGUCUUGGAAGCAUCCAAAGCCAAGGGUGCCAAAAAUAACGCCAUUGAAACUGGCUGCAAGAGAUGUGCAUUCCUCAGCAAGAUGAAUAAGCAAGGACAACCCAGGCUUUGUAGAGUAUGUAAAAAAUGGGCUGAUGAUAAGGGCAAGGCCAAAGAAACAGUAACUAAAAAAACGGAGUCGAAUGAUUUAGAGGUUCGAGUGUGCAUGGAUUCUAGCUCAACAGAAUCUACAAUAAAAAUAGAAAUAGAGCCCGUUGAAUUAAAAGAGAUCGAGGAAAUGAGGUCUUUGGAAAAUGAAACUAUCUCAAAUUCCAAAAUGAACAAGCCCCCGCAGCUACUCAAACCAGCAGAACAAUUGCCUGGGAAACCUGGAGAACUAAACAUAAACGGAAAACGACUUCGAGCAGUGCAAGUUAAUAAGCCAACUCAUUUACUAAGCCUAAAUGAACAAUCACCUGGGCAACCUGAGAACCAAAAUCAAAGUGGGAACCGAUUGCAAACGCCUGGUCAGUGGUCAGUAACUAUAUCGAAGGCCAAAGUGAAUAAGCCUCCUGAGCAACUUCGCCGUGUUGAGAAGGCGGGACAACCUGAGGAAUCUCCAAUCGCCAAACGAAUUCGUACAGCACAAGCUCAACGUGAAACUGUCUCGAAUGGUAAAGCUAAUGGGCCUCGUCUUGUUCGAGUUGAACAACAGCCUGGGCAACCUGAGGGACAAAAUCCAAGCAUAAAACGAACAGCGCAAGGUCCACCUCAACCUAUUUCAAAUAAAAAACUUAAUAAGCCUCCUCAACUACUGUCCCGAGUUAAGCAAGUACUAAGGCAACCUAAGGAACAAAAUCAAAACGGAAAACGCCUUCAAACAUCGCAUGUUACUCGGGAAACUAUAUCGAAUGACAAAGUUAAUAAGCCUGCUCAACUAUUUCCCGUCAUUGUAGCUGUUAAGUCGGAAGCAGUAUCCUCAAUUGAGGAGGACCAGGUUACAAGCAAAGACUCUAUCGACCCCAAUAUAAUCACAUCCAUACAAGAUACUCUAAAAUCCAUUGACAGUAAAAAUAUGGCCCUGGCACACCUGAAAAUUUUACAAGAGUAUGCCAUGUUGAAUGACAACUUUCGGGCCAUUGGCCUACUCACGGAAGUCGAAAAAUCUAUUAUCCAUCCUCCCCAGAAGGAAGAUUUCGAUCUUUGAUUUGUAGAUGUUAUAUAUAAUUUCUUUAACUAUCGCUUUUAUUUUUAAGAUGUUAAAAAUAACUUUAUUACUGCCGAGGUCCCUUGUACCACAACGAAGUGAAUUUAUUAAACUAAUUUUAAACAAUAUUUUAAAUUUAUAUGCGAAAAAUACCUACCACAAAAAUAAUAGCCAACCAGCGUGA